GCCCGACGUCCGCGGCCCUCAUCUUCUGUUGCUCCGGGAACCAGGCUGCUCGGCGCCUCCUCGCAGCCGUGCUCCAGCGACCUCGCACACCACAGCAGCGCCGCUUUGAAGUUUAAUUUUGCAGGCCGGAGCCUGGAGCUCGAUCAGGACAUAGUAAACAGGGGGAAAAAAGGGAACUUUUGGAUAAAAAGAAAAGAAAGAGGAUGAAGAUCGGUUCAAGCUAGCACGAGCAGCGUGCAUGCAUGGUUCAUUCAAGUUGGACAAGUUAGCCAAUUCGCCGGCUCCACCGGAUACUCGUACAUGCAUGCGUCUGGAGACGACGACUCGGUGUUCAAUUGAUCUCGUCGGCACCGUACUCUCUGAGAAAUGCAUAGCCGCCGCCAUCAGGCCAUUGUUUACUCUGCGAACUGCAACGACGCUGAUGUGUUGCGGACGUACGCGCUCUCGUCCGUCGUCGCGUCGCCCAUGGCAGGUGGGGGUUAGUUUCUUUCUUUAAUUUUCUGCCCCGGCGCGGCCCGGUACGGUGGAGACAGACGAUCGGGCAGCGCAGCAGGCGGCGGCUGCUACUGUGUUGACGCGGUCCAGUCUGACUCCGGCCUCCUCCUCAUUCCUUCGUUCGAACGACUCCCGUAGGCUAGCAGUGCUAUAUAAGCACCACCGUACCCCAUGCCGGAAACCGUACCCUGCAGAUCAGCUAGCAGCACAAACGACCAAAGACACGACGACAUGUCUCCAGCCCGUCUCGCCGCCGUCGCCGCUGCGGUGCUCCUCGCUGCCGCCCUCCUGCGCGUCGUGCCGGGCGCCAGAGGCCAGGAGGAGACGGAGCACGAGGAGGAGUUCAGCUACGUGCCAGGCGACGAGCACGGGCCGGAGCACUGGGGCAGCAUCAAGGCGGAGUGGGCGGCCUGCGGCGCGGGCCGCAUGCAGUCCCCCAUCGACCUCUCCCACGAGCGCGUAUCGCUGGUGCGAUCCCUCGGCUACCUCUCCCACUCCUACCGCCCCGCCGAGGCCUCCAUCGUCAACCGCGGCCACGACAUCAUGGUGAGGUUCGAGGGCGACGCCGGGAGCCUGGUGAUCAACGGCACGGCCUACUACCUGAGGCAGCUGCACUGGCACUCGCCCACCGAGCACACCGUCGACGGCCGCCGGUACGACAUGGAGCUGCACCUGGUGCACGAGAGCGCCGAGAACAAGGCCGCGGUGAUCGCCGUCCUGUACGAGAUCGGCGGCCACGACGACGCGCUGCUCCGCCAGCUGGAGCCCGCCAUCAGGCGCGUCGCGGACGUGCGGGACCGGGAGAUGCGCGUGGGCGUCGUGGACCCCCGGCGCGCGCGCGGCCGCGCCAGCGUCUACUACCGCUACGUCGGCUCGCUCACCGCGCCGCCCUGCACCGAGGGCGUCAUCUGGACCAUCGUCAAGAGGGUUCGCAGCGUGUCCAAGCACCAGCUGGAGCUUCUCAGGGAAGCUGUGCACGACGACAUGGAGAACAACGCGAGGCCGCUUCAGGAGGCGAACCACAGAGACGUCAGCAUGUUCCGACCCAAGCCCAACAAGCAGUAUUAGGGCCCGGCCCGUUUCCAGCCUCGUAUUAGUGAUGCGUACAUAUGGGCUCGCUCCGACGACAUGGCGGGCGUCUGUAGGACACGUUCAGUCCCGGUGAAAUUAGAUUAAGAAAUUCCGUAGUUUCUAUUGUUCCUAAUUUUUUUUCUUCUGUUUAUGUUCCUUCGUUGUAUGAGUAAAUAAAGAUGCUUAUUCAUGUCCACUUUCAUUGAA
Zea mays is the source of this 1773-nucleotide messenger RNA. RefSeq names its product alpha carbonic anhydrase 7. The transcript has 5 exons. Gene Ontology annotation, molecular function: carbonate dehydratase activity; zinc ion binding. NCBI's taxonomy places the organism in Eukaryota, Viridiplantae, Streptophyta, Magnoliopsida, Poales, Poaceae. The coding region runs from base 667 to 1563 and encodes 298 amino acids. The record is from RefSeq and is a predicted model, not a curated record. Gene Ontology annotation, biological process: one-carbon metabolic process.